CUUUUUUUUUUUUUUUGUUUUUUUUUUUUUUAUAUUACAAUAAUAUAUAUUCCAAUGACUGCAAAUACCAAAAAUAAUGCAAGCCAUUCUUGGUUACCACUUGAAGCUUGUCCAGAGGUUUGGAAUAAGAUCAUUCAUGGGUCAGGUGUUGAUACAAAAUGGAAAUAUGUGGAUAUUGAAAAUUUGGAUAGUUUAAUUCAAGCACCAUUGGCCAUCAUUAUUUUAUUCCCAUCAACACAACGCUAUAAUGAUCAUAUUCAUCAAGAAGAAAUCCGGCUGGCCAAAUUGGAACAAAGUAUUAGUCCGAAUGUGAUUUUUUUCAAGCAACCAGCUGGGAUGGCAGCAUGUGGGAUGACAGCUAUGCUUCAUUCAUUGGCCAAUAAUGAUAAUGAAGUAGUGGGACCCGGAGUAUUGCAUGAUUUUCUGGAAACAUCACGAUCCAUGUCGCCUGACGAACGUGCUGAUUGGUUACAACAAUCCAACGAAUUAGAACAUUUGCAUCAAACUGCCGCUUCACUUGGUCAAACGGAUGUCACUGGUCCUGGUCAAUGUCAUAUUGAUUGUCAUUAUAUAUGCUUAGUGGAAGUCGAUGAUCAUUUAUAUGAAUUGGAUGGACGUAGGCCAUUACCUGUGAAUCAUGGAAAAACAACAGAUUUUAUUCAGAGUGCUGCCAAGAUGAUCAAACAAUACAAAGACUUGGAGCCAGAUCAAAAACACUUUAGGAUCAUUGCCCUUAUGGAAUCAAAGUAGUGUUAUUUUUUUUUUUUUUUUAGCUUAGUUAUGUUUAUACUUUUUCCUUUUUAUAUAUACUUUAUCUAAAACCCUUUUUUUUUUUUUUGAAAACUUAAUAAAAUGACCAUUACAUAUCCCCCCUGAACAAAA
Molecule: messenger RNA, 882 nt
Organism: Halteromyces radiatus
Lineage: Eukaryota; Fungi; Mucoromycota; Mucoromycetes; Mucorales; Cunninghamellaceae
Exons: 6
Coding region: 55-750 (231 amino acids)
Biological process (GO): protein deubiquitination; ubiquitin-dependent protein catabolic process
Cellular component (GO): cytoplasm
Molecular function (GO): cysteine-type deubiquitinase activity
Source: RefSeq, a predicted model, not a curated record